Messenger RNA from Aureobasidium uvarum, 399 nucleotides. The record is from the annotation of a GenBank genome assembly. NCBI's taxonomy places the organism in Eukaryota, Fungi, Ascomycota, Dothideomycetes, Dothideales, Saccotheciaceae.
AUGCCUUUGGAAAUCCAACAAGUGGAAAAGGGCGACAUCGCCAACAUCGCCAAAAUGGACCGCAUUAUCAUGAAAGAUGUCGGAAUCUCUAAUGCCAUUUGGAGGAUUCAGGAGGCAGAAAACAUCGACAUCACAUACUCGUUCGAACGAUUCAUUUCAAAUGGCAUGGAACACCACGCAGAGACAUUCUGGAAGGUGGUCGACACGGAAAGCAACGAGAUGAUUUCGGUCGCCAAAUUCUCAUUCCAAUAUCAUGAAGGCGAAGCGUACCAAGACACUCCUGUCGAAGGCGAGGAGCCUCCGCCCAAGAAGCUGCUGGAUUUCUUCACAGCACUCAAUCAAAAAUCGAACGAAUUCGCUAAGGAGAACUUUGCGGGCAGACCGCAUGCGCGUACGUGA